Messenger RNA from Plasmodium vinckei vinckei, 951 nucleotides. Its product is annotated as L-lactate dehydrogenase, putative. The transcript has a single exon. The record is from RefSeq and is a predicted model, not a curated record. NCBI's taxonomy places the organism in Eukaryota, Apicomplexa, Aconoidasida, Haemosporida, Plasmodiidae. Gene Ontology annotation, biological process: carboxylic acid metabolic process. The coding region runs from base 1 to 951 and encodes 316 amino acids. Gene Ontology annotation, molecular function: oxidoreductase activity, acting on the CH-OH group of donors, NAD or NADP as acceptor.
AUGCCACAAAGACCAAAGAUAGUACUUGUCGGAUCUGGUAUGAUUGGAGGUGUUAUGGCCACCUUAAUCGUUCAGAAAAAUUUAGGAGAUGUUGUUAUGUUUGAUAUUGUAAAAGAUAUGCCUCAUGGAAAGGCUUUAGAUACAUCCCACACAAAUGUAAUGGCAUACUCAAAUUGUAAAGUAACUGGAUCAAACAGUUAUGAUGAUCUUAAAGGUGCAGAUGUUGUCAUUGUUACAGCAGGAUUUACAAAAGUCCCAGGAAAAAGUGAGAAAGAAUGGAACAGAGAUGAUUUAUUACCACUAAAUAAUAAAAUUAUGAUUGAAAUUGGUGGUCAUAUUAAAAAACAAUGCCCUAAUGCAUUUAUUAUUGUAGUAACAAACCCAGUUGAUGUUAUGGUUCAAUUAUUACAUCAACAUUCUGGUGUCCCAAAAAACAAAAUUGUUGGAUUAGGUGGUGUUUUAGAUUCAUCAAGAUUUAAAUAUUACAUCGCUGAAAAAUUAAAUGUAUGCCCAAGAGAUGUAAAUGCUCAUAUUGUUGGUGCUCAUGGAAAUAAAAUGGUUUUAUUAAAACGAUAUAUAACUGUUGGUGGUAUCCCACUUCAAGAAUUUAUUAACAAUAAUAAAAUAACUGAGGAUGAACUUAAAGCUAUGGCUGAUAGAACUAUUAAUACCGCUUUAGAAAUUGUUAACUUACAUGCAUCUCCAUAUGUUGCACCAGCUGCUGCUAUUAUUGAAAUGGCUGAAUCAUACCUUAAAGAUUUAAGAAAAGUUUUAAUCUGCUCUACCUUAUUAGAAGGUGAAUAUGGACACAAAGAUAUUUUCGCUGGUACCCCUCUUGUUAUUGGUGGCAAUGGUGUAGAACAAGUAAUUGAAUUACAAUUAAAUGAAACUGAGAAAAUGCACUUCGAUAAUGCUGUUGCUGAAACAGCCAGAAUGAAGGCUCUUAUUUAA